AUGUCACUGCAAAAGAGUGCUAGGCUGAUUUUAGGUAAUCCCAAUAAUCGACCUUUUCUGCUUCAUCGCCGAUCAAUCACAAAUGUCUCGAAUUUAUCAUCCUGGUUAUCCUCCACGACUGGAGAGGAAGGAAAAACAGCAUCCUCCUUUCGCACAGCCGUCACCCACCCAGGGUUUGUCGUCGUUCCACAACAAUCAGCGUUUGUGAUUGAACGAUUGGGAAAGUUCACUCACGUUUUGACGCCCGGAUUCCACUUUCUUCUCCCUUUCAUUGACCGCGUGGCUUACGUUCACUCACUUAAAGAAGAAGCAAUAAAUGUGACCAAUCAAUCCGCUAUCACCAGGGACAAUGUAACGAUUCAAUUAGACGGCGUUUUAUACAUCAAAGUGGAAAACCCUUAUGAUGCGUCCUACGGUGUUGAAAAUCCAAUCUACGCAGUGACUCAACUUGCGCAGACAACAAUGAGAAGUGAACUUGGACAAUUGACUUUGGAUGAAACUUUCUUAGAGAGAGAAACUUUAAAUCAAGCAAUUUCGGUUGCGUUGAAUACAGCUGCUUCGUCUUGGGGAAUUCGAUGUAUGCGGUACGAAAUUAAAGAUAUUAUUGUUCCUGGUAACAUACGGAACGCAAUGGAACGACAAGCUGAAGCUGAACGGCGGAAAAGAGCUGAGAUUCUCCAAGCUGAAGGAGAAAAGCAAAAAUUAAUCGAACUCGCUGAAGUGAGACGCAUGAGACUUUGUGCAUUUUCGCGACGGUUUCGUUCUCAGGGUGAAUCGGAAGCGAUUGUGAGAAGAGCAGAAGCAACAGCUAGAGGCUUGAAAUUAGUGUCGGAAGCGAUAGAACAAAAAUCUGGAAAGAGUGCUGUUGCAAUGCAAUUAGCAGAGCAAUACGUUGAAGCUUUUGGAAGAAUCGCUAAAGAAGGAAAUACAAUUUUAAUUCCAGCGAAUCCAAGCGAUGCGUCUGGGAUGGUCGCUCAAGCUUUAGCUGUCUACAAAAAUGUUAGCAAGAGUGGUAAGAAUAGUUGA
Molecule: messenger RNA, 1026 nt
Organism: Condylostylus longicornis
Lineage: Eukaryota; Metazoa; Arthropoda; Insecta; Diptera; Dolichopodidae
Product: stomatin-like protein 2, mitochondrial
Cellular component (GO): membrane
Source: RefSeq, a predicted model, not a curated record